Messenger RNA from Diospyros lotus (date-plum), 2013 nucleotides. RefSeq names its product high-affinity nitrate transporter 2.1-like. The transcript is spliced from 3 exons. Gene Ontology annotation, cellular component: plant-type vacuole membrane; plasma membrane. Gene Ontology annotation, biological process: nitrate transmembrane transport; cellular response to nitrate. Gene Ontology annotation, molecular function: nitrate transmembrane transporter activity. NCBI's taxonomy places the organism in Eukaryota, Viridiplantae, Streptophyta, Magnoliopsida, Ericales, Ebenaceae. Bases 125 to 1717 code for a protein of 530 amino acids. The record is from RefSeq and is a predicted model, not a curated record.
UGCUUCAUUAACUCGAUCCCCCAGACCACGACAAGUCAAUAGUAGUGCUCCUACUAGCUACUGUGUACUUUUUGCCUUUUGGAUUAGUAAUAUUACUGCAGUUGGAUCUUCAAUCAAUCAAUUAAUGGCUGAAGUUGAAGGGUCCCCAGGAAGCUCCAUGCACGGGGUGACGGGGAGAGAGCCGGCGUUCGCCUUCGCGGUGGCCUCACCGAUGGUGCCGACCGACCCCACCGCCAAGUUCGCGUUGCCGGUGGACUCGGAGCACAAGGCCAAGGUGUUCAAGAUCUUCUCCUUGGCCAAACCCCACAUGAGGACCUUCCACCUCUCCUGGUUCUCCUUCUCCAUCUGCUUCGUCUCCACUUUCGCGGCGGCGCCCCUCGUCCCCAUCAUCCGCGACAACCUCAACCUCACCAAGGCCGACGUCGGCAACGCCGGCGUCGCUUCCGUCUCGGGAAGCAUCUUCUCGAGGCUCGUCAUGGGGGCCGUCUGCGACCUGCUGGGCCCCCGAUACGGCUGCGCGUUUCUCCUGAUGCUGUCGGCUCCAACCGUGUUUUGCAUGGCGCUGGUGUCGGACGCGGCAGGGUACAUAGCGGUGAGGUUCAUGAUCGGGUUCUGCCUGGCCACUUUCGUCUCAUGUCAGUACUGGAUGAGCACCAUGUUCAACAGCAAGAUCAUUGGGCUCGUCAAUGGAACCGCAGCCGGGUGGGGGAACAUGGGCGGAGGAGCCACUCAGCUCAUAAUGCCGCUGCUUUUCGACAUAAUCAGGCGAUGUGGGUCCACUCAAUUCACUGCCUGGAGGAUCGCCUUCUACAUUCCUGGAUGGUUACAUAUCAUCAGCGGAAUAAUGGUUUUGACUCUCGGCCAGGACUUGCCUGAUGGCAACCUCGGCGCCCUGCAGAAGAAGGGUGAUGUUGCCAAGGAUAAAUUCUCAAAGGUGUUGUGGUACGCUAUUACAAAUUACCGGACAUGGAUUUUUGUCCUCCUCUAUGGCUAUUCCAUGGGAGUGGAGCUGUCAACGGACAAUGUGAUCGCAGAGUACUUCUUUGACAGGUUCGAUCUGAAGCUUCACACAGCCGGAAUCAUCGCGGCAACCUUUGGCAUGGCUAACCUCGUGGCUCGGCCCUUUGGAGGAUUUGCGUCGGACUACGCAGCCCGGUUGUUCGGAAUGAGAGGCCGGCUAUGGGUCCUGUGGAUCCUCCAAACACUGGGAGGACUCUUCUGCAUCCUCCUCGGCCGUGCAAAUAAACUUCCCAUCGCCGUAACCAUGAUGAUCUUCUUCUCCAUCGGAGCUCAGGCGGCCUGCGGCGCGACCUUCGGCAUCAUCCCCUUCAUUUCUCGAAGAUCUCUGGGAGUGAUAUCGGGGCUUGCGGGGGCGGGAGGGAACUUCGGCUCCGGCUUGACCCAAUUGAUCUUCUUCACGAGCUCGAAGUACUCCACGGCGACGGGCCUGUCUUACAUGGGGAUCAUGAUCGUAGCCUGCACGCUGCCGGUGAUGCUGGUGCACUUCCCGCAGUGGGGAGGCAUGUUCCUUCCACCGUCCAAAGACGUGGUGAAGGGCAGCGAAGAGCACUAUUACGGGUCGGAGUGGACGGAGGAGGAGAAGCAGAAGGGCAUGCACCAGGGCAGCCUCAAGUUCGCCGAGAACAGCCGGUCGGAGCGCGGCAAGCGGGUGGGUUCGGCGCCUACGCCGCCCAACUCCACGCCCAACCAAGUUUAGUAGCUACGACACGCAAAUCCAAGAAUGAGCUGACUUUCGUUUGGUUUGUGAUUUUCAUAUAUAUACGAAGAAGAAUGUUAAGGUAUCCACCUGCUAGUGGAGUAUGGGUUCAUUCCGCACCGGAGCUAAGAGCUUAAUUAUAGAAUCCUCCACAGAAUCAAAUGAAAAUUCAAUAGGCUUCCAUCACUAGCUUACUUUUUUUUUAUUUUUGCUAAGUAUCUGCUGCUGUAGACAAGACAAGACAAGAGUACCUGUAAGUUGAUAAAUUAUUUAAAAGUUUGUUAUAAUUUGGACAA